Molecule: messenger RNA, 1377 nt
Organism: Saxophila tyrrhenica
Lineage: Eukaryota; Fungi; Ascomycota; Dothideomycetes; Mycosphaerellales; Extremaceae
Exons: 2
Coding region: 1-1377 (458 amino acids)
Molecular function (GO): NAD binding
Source: RefSeq, a predicted model, not a curated record
AUGCUCGGCGCCCUCAAACGCGUCACCAUCCCCUUCACCGCCGUCCGCAAAGGCGAAUGGAGAGGCAAAGGCUUCGGUCUCGGCCACGACCCCAAAGGCAAAGUCUUCGGCGUCCUGGGCAUGGGCGGCAUUGGCCAAGCUUGCGCCGCGAGAGCGAAGCCCUUCGGCAUGUCGAUACAGUACCACAACCGAAACCGCCUGCCGCCGGAACAGGAGCAAGGGGCGAAGUAUGUUUCGUUUGAGGAAUUAUUAAAGACCUCGGACGUGCUGUCGUUGAACCUGGCGCUCAAUGCCAAUACGCGGCACAUCAUCUCCACGCCGCAAUUCGAGAUGAUGAAGGACGGCAUCGUCAUCAUCAACACCGCACGCGGCCCGAUCAUCGACGAAGCGGCGCUCGUGGAGGCGAUGAAGUCCGGGAAGGUAUCUGCUGUUGGAUUGGAUGUGUUUGAAGAGGAGCCGAAGAUCCGUCCGGGUUUGCUGGAUAAUCCUAACGCGGUGUUGCUGCCGCAUAUCGGGACGUCGACGUGGGAGACGCAGAGGGAUAUGGAGUUGUUGGUGCUGGAGAAUUUGAAGAGUGCGGUUGAGGGGAAGGGGCUGGUGACGGGGGUGCCGGAGCAGAGGGGGUUGGAGCACCACACUACAGCAACAAUGCUCGGACGGCUCAAGCAGUCUUUGCGGCCAUGCCGCCUGCUGAAGCUCCCGGCAGAACUGCGCAACAAUAUCUGGCGCCAGGCAUGCGAACCAUGGGACUCAGAAUCUCUUGCAGAAACUCCGCCACCUAAUCUCGACAUUUCGGGACUCGCACGCAACUCCACAUUUCGCAGACCACGGCCAUCAAUUACGCGCACAUGUCGUGAGAUCCGCGAAGAGGCCUUAUCACUAUUCUACGCCUUCGGUACUUUUGUUAUCCAUUCUCCACUAUCCUUUGUGCCCGAGGCCCAACUAGAGGCGCCCGCUGAGACCUGGUUCAAGGCCAUCGGCAAGCGCAUCCACCAUCUCGAGCAGAUCACCCUGGUCACACAUCUUCCCUGGAAUUUGCACUUCUGUCUCGCCAUAAUCAAGCUCACCAUCGUCAAAGGAGACAUCAAGUUCCAGGUGAUCUGUCUACGUCACCACAAUGAUGAUGACGACAAGGGAUACGUCACACAGCGCAGCUCACGUGCGGACGAGCAGUCCACUCUCCUCGAGGCUGCUUUUGCAAAGCCUGCUCUCACUCGGUCAGCAAGGAUCAAGGCACGGUCUCCCGGUUUCGACGCACACGAGUGGGUAUCCAUCCUGCAGAGGCUCGUUCACUCCAUCGAGAAGAUGAACACCAUCAUCAACUACCUCGAUAUCAUAGUCUCCUCUCCAGGAGACGUCCUUUCACCGUAUCCAUGA